Molecule: messenger RNA, 1525 nt
Organism: Galleria mellonella (greater wax moth)
Lineage: Eukaryota; Metazoa; Arthropoda; Insecta; Lepidoptera; Pyralidae
Product: leukocyte receptor cluster member 1 homolog
Exons: 2
Coding region: 163-1032 (289 amino acids)
Source: RefSeq, a predicted model, not a curated record
AAUAAUUUUAUAUGUCAAGUUACUAUAAUCAAAUGUCAUCUAAUCGAUAACUAAACAUAAUAUAAAAACAGAUCAAAGUAAAUAAGCUAACAAAUAUAUUCUGUUUAUCACUAGAAUGUUAUAUUUUCUUUGACUCAAAGCAUACUUAUAAUAUAAUUAACUAUGAAUAUCUUACCAAAAAAAAGAUGGCAUGUUAGAACAAAAGAGAAUAUUGCAAGAGUAAGAAGAGAUGAAGCAGAAGCUGCUGAAAAGGAUAGACAAGAAAGACUAAGAAUAGAAAAUGCAGACCGUGAAGCUAGACUUAAUGUUCUUAAACAAAAAAGCAAACAAAAAUUACUUGAAUGUGGAAUUGUGGAUAAUCAAUCAUCAAUAUCAAAUCUUAAACAUAUAAAUUUGUUUGAAGAUUUAGAUCAUGCUGUCAGAACUACAAACAAAGAGCAUGAUAAAGAGACUAAAGAAAAGAAGGAAGAAUAUGAGAAGAAAAUUGGAUAUCUGACAUACUUGGGACAGGAUACAAAUGAAGCUCUUAAAAAGAAAAAUUGGUAUGAAGUUUUACCAGAAUCAAGAUUUUUAAAUACUACUGAAAUUAAAGAUACAUAUGAAAAAUUAGUACUUCGAGAUGACGAUGGGAAACCAAAAGUUAAAGAUAUAGAUAUAAAAAAUGGUGAAAUUAAUUGGAAAUCUAAACAAUCACUUGAUCCUGUUAAUAAAUUCAAAAAAUAUUGUAAUAAUAAAGUAGAAACUAAGUCUAAUUCUAUAACUAAAUCUGUUGAUGAUUAUUCCAGAGUAAUUUCAGUCCACAAACAUAAAAAAAGAGACAAAGAAACAAAAAAAUUAGAAAAGUUAAAAAACUUACAAAAAUUACGUGAAGCUCGCAUUAAACGUGAGCAGGAAGAGAAACGCAAAACUGAUAUGUUCCUUUGUGGCUUCAAUAAGUCGCCUGUUAAACCUGAUGAUCAGAAUGUCAGCAAAAUAAAAGCAAAGUAUAAUUCACAAUUUAAUCCAGAAUUAGCAAGGCAAAACUACAUGUAAAUAGUAUUUUAUUUAAAUAGUUAGAAAGUUGAUACUUAACAAUAUAUUUUUUAAGUUCAAUAAGAGUGUAUGGUAAUGGCAAUAGACAUUUAAUCAACCUACCUAAUGGUUUCACUUAUACACCAAGGCAUUGUUUAUUUAAUAAGGUUCACCUACAACUUCCACAUUUUACAUGUUACUUAAUCAAUAACCCAAAAAGAAUUUUGCCUAAUGUAAAAGUCUUUUACAGGCAAACACCACAUGCACUAUUAUAUUUAUUAAUUAUUACCAAUGACAAUAUAUAUGUCUAUAAUAAAAAUAUAUUGUAAAUAGACAAUGGUUGUAGCUGUAUCCCACGGCUUUGCCUGUGGUCCUAUUAUUUUAAAUAUCCUAUAAUCCUCUUGAAGAAAAGAGCUAUUAAAUGCAAAAAAAUCAAUCCUACUUGUGGUUCCAAAAAUUAUUGUAUUCAAAUAAUAAACUUUUUGUAAGAGUAAUAAAAAAAAAUUUUUAUACU